This is a messenger RNA of Penaeus monodon (black tiger shrimp), 3779 nucleotides long. RefSeq names its product centaurin-gamma-1A-like (gene CenG1A). The record is from RefSeq and is a predicted model, not a curated record. Lineage: Eukaryota; Metazoa; Arthropoda; Malacostraca; Decapoda; Penaeidae. Gene Ontology annotation, molecular function: GTP binding; GTPase activity; protein binding. Gene Ontology annotation, cellular component: nucleus. Bases 974 to 3664 code for a protein of 896 amino acids. The transcript has 14 exons.
AGUCGUCGCCAGCGAGUGGUCGCGGGCGGACGUGCGUCUUGAGCUCUGUACCCGCGCGUGGCUCAGCUUGGAGGCUUCAACCAUGAGUGAGGAGAGCGGCCACUUGUUCGCCCCCGUCUGCCGUACUGCGCGUUUCUGUGAGCGGUUCCCCAUGGAUGGAUAGUUCGUGUUUUGCAACGAAGGGAGAAAAGUGCGUACGCGGUGAUUAGAGGAUCGAGUGUGUGUGUUUGUGUACAUAGUUGAAAAGAGGGGUUCGGAUACUGUCGCCCAAGAACGACCCUCCGAAACACGCAUCUUUAUUUGGUCGGCCCGCGCGGAUUUUCGACCUUGCAAGCCCGUGCAAUAAGGAGGGCACCGCGGAGGAUAUUUGCAACCAAAGAUUCCCCUCUUGAGAGAAAGGGAAGAAAAUAAAGAGAGAAAAGAGAGGCUGCACUGAGUCCAUGUGAGGGACACAGACAGCAGUCGUCCCUUGUUCCAUUCUAGUCACACUCAGCGGGAGUAGCGGAGAUAGUCAGCAGACAGAGCAGGUUAUUCCUCUCUCUCUCCUCCUCUUUGCCGCCCACCUGUGCAAUUUCCACGCCCGCGUUUCUCUAGUCAACACCCACCACGCCCAUCAGAAACUACCCCCCACACGCCCCAUAUCUCCUCGAGUACCCACACGUCGCCCUCAGCCUCACCUUGAGUGUAUCCCCCCGUUGAUACGUCGAGUGUGCUCCAAAUAUUCUAGUCUCUCCUGGCGUGAAGCUGGUAACUCUUCUCCUUCGACGAGGAAUUAUAGAAAGGAGAAAAAAAGGAACCGAAUUGCUUUGUGUAAUAGAUGAAAUAGUUUAUGAUUAUAGAUAAGAAAGAUAUUAUAGUUAAAAUCAUAUCUGACGAUUAUUUAGUUACUCUUAGUUCGUGCGUGGUGACUAGUGACUAACGUUUAGCGAUCGCGUUUUAAGACACUAAGAAGAUAAAAAAAAAGAUCGUCACGAUGAAAUACGGAGAUAAUUUCGUGCGUUCCAUGCGCCGCUCUCUGCGCAUUAAGAAGAGCAAGAGCGUCACCAUCACCAACAAUAACACCAUCAAGAGGAAAUCAGACUCGUUCGUCAACUCCCAGGAAUGGACGCUGUCCCGCGGCGUGCCCGACCUGCGGCUGGGCAUCGUAGGCUCGCUCUCCUCCGGCAAGUCCGCGCUCGUCCACAGAUACCUGACGGGGUCGUACAUGCAGGAGGAGAGCCCCGAGGGAGGCCGCUUCAAGAAGGAGAUCGUGCUGGACGGACAGAGUUACCUGCUCCUCAUCCGCGACGAAGGAGGCCCGCCGGAGCUGCAGUUCACGGCAUGGGUGGACGCGGUGAUCUUCGUGUUCAGCCUGGAGAACGAGUCAUCCUUCAAUGCCAUCUACAACUACUACGCGAAGAUGGCGCACUACCGCAACACGACGGAGGUGCCGCUCAUCCUCGUUGGCACUCAGGAUGGAAUUAGCGAGAACAACCCCCGCGUGAUCGACGACGGGAGAGCUCGGAAGUUGGCGUCGGAUCUCAAGCGGUGCUCCUACUACGAGACGUGCGCCACCUACGGACUCAAUGUGGAGAGGGUCUUCCACGAUGCCUGUUCGAAGAUCGUGGCGCAGCGCCUGAGCCAGCAGGGCCUCACGCCCAACAACUCCCGGCCAGGAACCCCGACGCACCUCCUGCGUUAUCCCUCGACCAACAAUGGCUACACCCCCGCCCCGUACUCCAACAUCUCGGCGCCUCUGACACCGCAGAUCACCUCCAGCCAGCAAGUGACGCCGCCCAUUUCCGGCUCCUCUCCUAGUCAUAUGUUCACCAACACAGUCGCGAAGGAUGGAACCCUAAGGAGCAGCCACGGAAGCGGCGCCGAGCUGACGGCCAUGACCCGCACCGACUCGUUCCGCGACGACGGCUUCAAGCGCGUGAGUGCGCCCGGGGCCGUGACGAGCGCCACCUUCAUGGCCCCCCCGCCGCCCCCCACCACCACCCCGGCCCCGGCCACCAUCAUGGACGCCAUCCCCGCGCCCAGGGACAGCAAGGACCUGCCCACGCCCAGCUCUACGCCCACCACGUCCAGGAAGAGCCGGAGAAAAUCGAACCUGUUCACGCCGUCGAAGAAGAGCGACGAGAAGGAGAAGAACAAGAACGGCGAGGUGGGCAGCGGGCGGGCCAUCCCCAUCAAGCAGGGCUACCUCUACAAGAAGUCCAACAAGGCCCUCAACAAGGACUGGAAGAAGAAGUACGUCACCCUGUGCGACAACGGACGGCUCACGUACCACCCCAGUUUGCACGACUACAUGGAGGACGUGCACGGCAAGGAGAUCUCCCUGCAGUACACCACAGUCAAGGUCCCCGGGAUGAAGCCCCGCGGGUCCAAGGUCGUGCCGGGCAGUGGGGGGAGCGACCCCCUGUCCGCGGAGAUGCACACCCUCAACAUCGCCUCGGUGGGCACCCCGGGGCCGCCGCUCACGGGCAGGUCGUCCCUGGGGGGGCCGCUGCAGUCAAACAAGGACAAGCAGGUGACACUCACUUCGUAUGAGACUCUCCACGACCCAGCAGGAGUCAAUGGAUUAGACUCCGCUAGCAUAUCUUCUAAAAUUGAGACACCUAAUGUUAAGAAGCGACACAGGAGAAUGAAAAGCAGUGGGAAUAAAAAUGCUGAAUGCGAAGACUCCGACGGCUACGAGUUCAGCCUGGUGUCCCUCGACAACAAGCAGUGGCACUUCGAGGCCGGCAGCCAGGAGGAGAGGGACGAGUGGGUCUCGGCCAUCGAGCAGCAGAUCCUGUACUCGCUUCAGGGCAACGAGUCGAACAAGAGCAAGACGCGCCAGGGGCACCCCAUUGACGCCCAGACCAUCGCGACGCUCAAGAACCAGGUGCCGGGCAACCUCCAGUGCGUCGACUGCGAUGCGCCGAAUCCCGAAUGGGCUAGUAUCAACCUUGGCGUGUUGAUGUGCAUCGAGUGCUCGGGAAUUCACAGAAAUCUUGGGUCUCACAUCUCGAAAGUCAGAUCUCUCGACUUGGAUGAAUGGCCGCCUGGACCCCUGUCGGUCAUGAUGUCCCUGGGUAAUGAAGUGGGCAACAGCGUCUGGGAGGCCCACACGAGAGGCCAGGCGAAGCCCAACCCACGUUCGAGUCGUGAGGACAAAGAGCGCUGGAUAAGAGCUAAAUACGAGGCCAAGGAGUUCAUUGCUAUGCCGCAGUCUGGCAUUCCUCUUAAUGAACAGAUUGUCGACUGCGUGUGUCGCGGCGAUGUCCAGAGACUGUCGGCCUUGUUGCCUCACGCCGGCGAUGCGGUGAACAGCCCCCUCGCCCCCCACCGCGACUUGAGGACACCCUUGCACUUAGCCGCAGCCUUCCCCUCCCUGUCCUGCGUGCAGCUUCUACUCUGGUACAACGCCAGCGUGAAGAUUUGCGACGCCGAAGGGAGGUCCAGCCUCUUCUACGCCCGGACGGCUGGCGAUAAGGAGGUGAUCGACCUGCUGCUGCAGAACGGGUGCCCGGACUCCGUGGUGGCCGCCCCGCCCAUCACGCCCCAUACGCCGGCGCUGUCCCACUCCACGUUCCCCCUCUCCACCACCACGCCGCAGCCGUCGACGCUGCCCCGCAGAAAAGGCUCGAUAAGCAGGAAGCCAGAAAUGCUCGACAAACUCCAAGCGAGUGUGAUAUAGUUCCGUGAGCCAGUGAUAAAAUAGGACGUUGCAGUUUUAAAGGGGUUUACUCUAUAUAUUAAAAAAAAUGAUGAUGGUAAUAAUAAUAAUAAUAAUAACGAAUUGAUUGUUUAGA